This is a messenger RNA of Hirundo rustica (Barn swallow), 5015 nucleotides long. RefSeq names its product polypeptide N-acetylgalactosaminyltransferase 4 (gene GALNT4). Gene Ontology annotation, cellular component: Golgi apparatus. The record is from RefSeq and is a predicted model, not a curated record. Lineage: Eukaryota; Metazoa; Chordata; Aves; Passeriformes; Hirundinidae.
GAGCCGCGCGGCGGUUCCGGGCGCGGAGGCGGGGCGGGCUCCCGCGCCUUCGGGCGGGCUAAGGAGUCUCUGCCCUUCCUUAAGCGACAACUUUUUUGAGCAAACCACAAGGCGGGAGGAGGGGUUUGUCCCGCGGAGAGAGAGGAGGAGGAGUAGGAAGUAAGUGAGGGUGGCGCCGAGGCCGGAGGGCCGGCGGUUGCUCCGUGCCUCCGCUGCCGCCGUGGUCCCACUGGAAUCUACCGGGCCCACCACGGAGGGCCGGCUGCAAACUCUGCCGGCGGCCCGAGCCUGGGAGUGCCUGCAGCCGUCUCCUCCCCGGGAGCGCGUGGAGAUCCGGCAGGAGUUCACAGACCCCCUUUCUGCUAAGGAGCUGCUUUUAACUACCCAAGAUGAGGAUCCGUCUGGCGAGAAGAUCGACGUGGGUCCGCAAAAGCUGCGUGUUCUUCGGCUUCUUAAUGAUCGCUUACUUUGUGGUCGAGCUGUCGGUUUCUUCCUUCGGUGCCUCCCUCGCCGGUGAGAGCAUCACUAAAGGGAAAUGGGAGAGGCACUUUUCUGACUUGCAGAAGAAGCUGUCGAUUUUGGCUCGUCCAGUGUAUGACAAACCCCCCACCGAUCCUUAUGCUCCAGGAGAAUGGGGUAAACCGUCACGCCCACAGCUGAGUCCUGAAGAAAAGAAACAGGAAGAAGAGCUAAUUGAGAAAUAUGCAAUAAAUAUUUAUUUAAGUGAUAAAAUUUCCCUCCACCGGCACAUUGAAGAUAAUCGACUGAGUGGUUGUAAAACUAAAUCCUACAACUACAGAAGAUUGCCCCACAACAUCUGUUAUAAUGCUUUCUACAAUGAAGCCUGGUCAACACUGCUGCGGACGAUACAUAGUGUUCUUGAAACAACACCUUCAGUGCUUCUGAAAGAAAUUAUACUGGUGGAUGACCUGAGUGAUAAAGUGUAUUUGAAGGCUGAACUCGAAAAAUACAUAAGCAGUCUGAAACGAGUUCGCCUGAUAAGAACCAACAAACGAGAAGGAUUGGUUCGUGCACGCUUGAUUGGCGCCACCUUUGCUACUGGUGAUGUUCUCACAUUCCUAGAUUGUCACUGUGAAUGUGUUUCCGGCUGGCUGGAACCACUGCUCGAGAGGAUUGCUGAGAAUGAGACUGUUAUUGUUUGUCCUGUCAUUGACACCAUUGACUGGAAAACAUUUGAAUACUACAUGCAAACGGCAGAGCCCAUGAUUGGGGGUUUUGACUGGCGGCUGACGUUCCAGUGGCACUCAGUGCCUAAACACGAACGUUCUAGGCGCAAAUCUGAAACGGACCCAAUCAGAUCCCCAACUAUGGCUGGUGGCUUGUUUGCUGUCAGCAAGAAGUAUUUUGAGUACCUGGGAACCUAUGAUACAGGAAUGGAUGUUUGGGGAGGGGAGAACUUAGAAUUAUCAUUUAGGGUUUGGCAGUGUGGAGGCAUGUUGGAAAUUCAUCCAUGCUCCCAUGUGGGCCACGUGUUUCCAAAGCGUGCACCCUAUGCUAGACCAAAUUUCCUACAGAAACGGCACGUGCUGCUGAGGUGGUGGAUGGAUGAGUUCAAAGAUCACUUUUACAACAGAAAUCCUUCAGCAAGGAAAGAAAACUAUGGAGACAUUUCUGAAAGAAAGAUUCUUAGAGAGCGUUUGAAAUGCAAGAGUUUUCACUGGUAUUUAAAAAAUGUAUUUGCCGAGUUGCACGUACCAGAAGAUCGUCCAGGCUGGCAUGGUGCUAUCCGCAGCACAGGAAUACCUUCAGAGUGCCUUGACUAUGUGUUACAGGAACAUAAUCCUACCGGGUCUCAUCUUUCUCUCUUUGGCUGUCAUGGUCAGGGAGGCAAUCUUUUUGAAUAUACAUCAAAUCAGGAGAUUAGAUUUAACUCUGUAACUGAGCUAUGUGCUGAAGUCCCUGAGCAUGAGGACUUCAUAGGUAUGAGGAGCUGCCCAAAAGAUGGAUUUCCCAUCCCAGAAAUUAUUAUCUGGCACUUCAAAGAAGAUGGGACUAAUCAUCCUCAUUCGGGGAAGUGCCUUACUGCUUACCGUACAACUGAGGGGCAUGCUGAUGUGCAAAUGAGAACUUGUAAUGCUGGAGAUAAAAAUCAGAUUUGGAAAUUUGAAAAAUAAUCACUGCUGGUAGUAUGAAUCAAAUGGACUGUGAUCUCCAAGGUUUUCACAUGUGUGAGCAGAUAAGUGUUUGAUUGAAUACCUUGGAAUGUUUUCAGAUGCAUCUGUAGUGUUGUGUAGAAUCUGUCUACUGUGAUGAACUGUAUGGAAAGCAAAAGUAUAUAGUGGGAUUCAUUUUCUAAAACAUGGAUUAGAACAUCUAAUGCCUUUUACUUUUGUAAAAUUUUGAUCCAUUCUUUGCUCAGUCUUGAUUAUGGUAAAACAAAGACUUCUGAGUGGAUUGGGGAGGUAUUUUUUUCAUCUUAAAAUUAUGCAAUAAUCCUGCAAGAUAAUGUUAUAUGUAAACAAAAAAUUUUACUUACAGAAGUAAAAGUUAAGGUUCUUGCAGUGGUAUUAGCUGACCUAUGUUACAGAUACAUUGUAAAAUAUGUAUCUAACACCCUUAGUAAUGCUACAGUAGCAUGUGAUUGAAUGGACAUUGAUGUGGAAGUCAAAUCUAAGCCUUCUAAUAGUCUGCAUUUUUCUGUGAAUGUACAUGCUGUUAAGGGUACUAUAUUAUAUAGAAGAACAGGAAGUUUAUUUACUAAAAGAUCUUUGGCACUGCUUUGCAUUCUUUUACCUAUUGUAAAAAUCUUACCACAUGGGGCUUAGUCAGGAGCUCUUAUGCAUUUACAGGAGAGUGUGGUAGCAGUGGAACCAAGGACAUGCUGGUGAUGUCCCAAAUGAAAGAAACAGGGAUGUCUACAAGUAAGAAUUUUGUUUAAAGGCAAUGGAGAAGGAAAGGAACCACAAAAUUGUCUUAGCUACUGCUGUUUCUUAGCUAUAUAUUUAAUGUAUGCAUUGCCUCUCUGUAAGCUUUUCCAUGUUGAGACCUACGUCCCAGGGACACAAAAGUUACAUGAUCGUUGUUUGGGUUUUGUUGUUUUUUUUUUUCAUUUGAUCUGUCAGCAGGGUAGAGGAAGGUAACAGAGGAACAUUUGGGCUGUUUUAUUUUGCUUUUUUGUGUUUUGGCAACAGUUUGUAUGGGUCAGCCCUAGGAAGCGUUUUGAAAUAAUACAGCGUAAACUGCCUCUUUCUAGUCAAAAUAAUACCACUGAAGACCUCGGCUAAGGCUGGGAAGCUGAAGUUUCUGACAUGAAGGGAGUUGAAAAGACAAAGAACAGCUUGGAGGAAAGUAAGAUUUGUUGGUAAGGUGGUUCACAGAAUUACCUAUUUAGAAUGUUUUCUUUUUUCUGUUAUGCUGAGUUUUUGAAGAAUACUGAUUCUUGAAUCAUGUCACUAAUCUGUUUUGAUUGUGAUUAUAGAUGGUAUAUGUGAUAGAUACAUUGUGUACUUAAAAGAAAAUCUUAUGUUAGUAUCUGUGUUUUAGUUUCAUAAGAUUCUUAAUGUGUUGGGCAUUCCAGCUGUUUUGAUUGCUUGCACUGAAGUGGUAAAUGUUCAUCAGUAGCCACAGUGCAGUAAAUUUUUACAUGGGGCUGGUAGGUAGAAACUUAAGCUUGUGAGCUUUAGGAAUCUGGAUACUUGGGGAAUGUAGUGCAUGUGCAUUUGCUACAGGUGUUAGUAGGUACAAGAGUAAAAAGGGACAAGUGAGACCUGAUGUAGUUCAAGUUUUGCCAAAAAUAAAGCAAGAGUAAGUUAGAACAUGUUCUUAAAUCUUAGUGACUUGAAAACUUUGAGAGGCCUGGGUGGAAGCAGGUUAAGAUAGAAAACUAUUUGGAGCUUGGAAUGCAGCUUUGGGAGUUGAAUCAUGCUAAAAAUGCUUGCCACUAUGUGGCAUGGAUUCUUUUAAGACUUAAUUUAUUUUUAGGCAGGGUACUUGCAAUUUGAUUUUUUUUUUCCUCUUUUAUGUUCCUUUUCCCCCCCAAGUUUGUUUUUUUAAUUGUUGUUUUUUGUUUGUUUAUUAAAAGAAAAAAAAAAAGGGAACUUUUUACUACAUAAGGGAAAUGUUCCUGAAAAAUUGCAUUCUCUUUGCAGCAGGAAGUCUUUUGUGGGCCUGCAAGUUAUGAACCAUUUAUCAAAAUUUAAAAGGCAACCAAUCAAUAUGUACUGGGGCAAUAAAUCAUAUAAAGUAUGUGCUUUUGUGAAAAGAUUGCUCUUCAUUCAAUAGAAGGCUGUUACAUUCAAUAGAAAUGACAGGACAAAGGCCUAGGUUCUCUUGUGUGGCAGAUCGUAAAUAGUAUGUGCAAUGCAUGUUUCUUCAGAUGAAAGGAAUUAAAUGGUGUGAAUAUAGACUAUGCAAAUUUUAUACUGUCAAUUUUUUAGCACUUGGCAAAAACUGCUUUUCAUAUGAACCUUCAAGUUAAACCUGACAUUCAAAGUUUUUCUUAUCUAUUUAAGCAAUAAUUUUAAGUGAAUCUGCCUCUCAGUUUGAAACGUUAUUCUAUGUAUCUGAACCCUUCCUCCUCCCCAUGACCUCCCUUUCUAUUUUUGGAGUUAUUUAGUAAUAAACUGGGGAGAAAAAAAAAAAAAAUUAGAUGACCUGGCCCUAAAAAAUUUUUUUAAAUCUUCCCAUUGGGAAUAAAAAACGUGAAUAAAAGGAUGAGGGAUUCAAGAUAGAAAGAAAGAAGGAAAAAACAAACACCACCUUACCAUUUCAAUACUCCUAUCCAUUUAUUUUUCAGUAUGUACAGAUUUCUGGAAAAUCUGAAACUCUGAAUUGUUUUCUAUUCUGUUAGACUUUGAAGAGCUGGUGAACUCAUGAACAUAUUUUAAACUACUGAUUCUAAGUGACUUAAAAGAAAUUGAAUGUAAACUUAACACUGAAUAAAUGUGGAGGGCUUUGGGAUUUCUUUUGAAAAAAUAAAAUCCAGAAAAAUAAAUGUUGACUAGUUUGCUGACUCUUCUCGGUUAUUUUCCUCUUGCAUACGGAAUGCAACAAAA